Messenger RNA from Pseudomassariella vexata, 315 nucleotides. RefSeq lists its product as uncharacterized. Lineage: Eukaryota; Fungi; Ascomycota; Sordariomycetes; Amphisphaeriales; Pseudomassariaceae. The record is from RefSeq and is a predicted model, not a curated record. Bases 1 to 315 code for a protein of 104 amino acids. The transcript has a single exon.
AUGUCCGACAACGGCGGUCUCCUUGGCGGUCUACUCGGUGGCGUCGACAACAUCCUGACGGGCGGCGACAAAGCUAAAGGCCAAGGCGGUCUGCUCGGCGGGUUGACCGGUGCCGUCGGAGCCACGACACAAGGUCUGGGCAACGGACUCAACCAAACCACACAGGGUCUCGGCAACGCUGUGGGCCAGACGACUGAGGCUCUCGGAUCUACGGUCGGCCAAGUUGGUAACACGGUGGGGGGAACCGUUAAGGGUGUUACUGGAAGUGUUGCAGGCGGCAAUGGGAAGUCAGCCUUUUCGAGCUACGGCAUUUAA